Apiotrichum porosum is the source of this 1755-nucleotide messenger RNA. RefSeq lists its product as uncharacterized. NCBI's taxonomy places the organism in Eukaryota, Fungi, Basidiomycota, Tremellomycetes, Trichosporonales, Trichosporonaceae. Gene Ontology annotation, molecular function: dipeptidyl-peptidase activity. The transcript has 5 exons. The record is from RefSeq and is a predicted model, not a curated record. The coding region runs from base 1 to 1755 and encodes 584 amino acids.
AUGGCCCCUAACUUCAACAUUGCCCAUUGCCCCAUCAAGACCCCCACCGUCGGCGAGAACGGGUGGCAGGACUUCAACCCCCACACCCAACUGCUCAAGAAGGGCGAUCGGCCAUUCGGCGCCAGGGCCAUCGACUGCGAUAUCACCAUUGAACAUGACGUGGAGAUUGUAGUACGCGACGGUGCUCGACUCUACGUCGAUGUCUACCGCCCCACCAACGCCAGCGGCCCCGUCCCCGCUAUCCUGUCUUACAGCCCCUUCGGCAAAAAGUACAGCGGCCUGAUUUUCAUGCCCAAGCUUCCUUACGGUGUUGGCGUCACCAGUGAGGAUGUUUCUGGCCUGGAAAAGUUCGAAGGCAUCGAUCCCGCCCGCUGGUGCGCUCGCGACUUCGCUGUCAUCAGUGUCGACGCGCGUGGAACUGGUUCCUCCGACGGCGUCGUCCAUAUCAUGGGCAGCCAAGAAUCGGAAGACGGCUACGAUGUGAUUGAGGCCAUUGCUAAGAAGGAGUGGUGCAACGGCUCAGUCGCUCUCGCUGGAAACUCGCACUUGGCGAUCAUUCAGUGGUUUAUCGCCGCACUUAACCCCCCAUCGCUCAAGGCUAUUGCCCCUUGGGAGGGGUGCAGUGACAUGUAUCGCGAGCAGUUUGUGCGUGGCGGCAUCUUCGACAUUAGCAACUUCCAGAACAUCAUCGAUUUCAACAUUCGUGGCAAGAUUGGUGUCGAAGACUUUACCGAGAUGUAUCGCCGCACUGACCAAGGCAUUAUCGACGCCUACUGGGCCGACAAGCGACCGGACAUGUCCAAGAUUCGGGUUCCCACAUACAUUACUGGGUCCGAAUUCUCUGCUAUCCAUACCAUGGGUGCAGUGCGCGGCUGGAUGCAGCUCGGCACAGAAGACAAGUGGCUUCGAUGGACGGGAGUCCAAGAGUGGCAUGACCUGUGGAGCAUUGAGGAGACCAACGAGGACCUCAUGGACUUCUUUGACCAUUUCCUCAAGGGCAAGGAGAAUGGAUGGAAGGAGAAGACACCCAAGGUUCGCAUGUCGCUUCUCCAGUUCGGCAAACGUGAGCCCAUUGAUAUGGUGGUUCCCGACUUUCCCAUUCCGGACACCGACCACCGUUCACUCUACUUUGGCGAAAACGGCACUCUCAGCUCCACAGCUCCAUCUAACACCUCCAUUGUUACGUACGACUCUGAAAACAAGGACGACAAGGUUGCCUUCACUAUCAAGUUUGACAAGCAGACUCGUCUUGUCGGCCUCCCCAAAGCUGUUGUGUACAUGUCCUGCGACGACCUCGACGACCUGUGCGUGAGGGUGCGCCUGCGCAAGCUGGACGCCAAUGGCAAGGUGCUCCGUCACUGUACCAUUCCGUUCUCCCGGGUGCCAUUCACCGACCCCGACGAGGCAAUCGACUCUACGUUGAUCAUCCACCACGGCUCGGUGGGUCUCCUGCGCGCUUCCCACCGUCACAUCGACCACACAAAGUCGAUGCACCCGCAGUACCCUUUCCACCCUCACGACCGUGUGGAAAAGGUCACCCCUGGUACUGUGGUGCGUUUGGAGAUUGGUAUUUGGGCCAUGAGCGUACACUAUGACGCUGGCGAGUCGCUUGCUGUCGAGAUCUCUGCUUCGAGCGGACUGUGGCCGGAUCUCGGCGACGAGAGCGCCCCAUUUGAGACCAACAAGGGCGUUCACAAGGUUCACUUUGGAGGCGAGUAUCCCUCUCACGUUAUCCUUCCUUUCACCAAUCUGUAG